Molecule: messenger RNA, 1325 nt
Organism: Nothobranchius furzeri (turquoise killifish)
Lineage: Eukaryota; Metazoa; Chordata; Actinopteri; Cyprinodontiformes; Nothobranchiidae
Gene: cryz
Product: crystallin, zeta (quinone reductase)
Cellular component (GO): cytosol
Molecular function (GO): quinone reductase (NADPH) activity; zinc ion binding; mRNA 3'-UTR binding
Source: RefSeq, a predicted model, not a curated record
CAGACGAGGGCACUGAUGCGCCAAUAUGAGCAUAAAAUUCCCCAGAAGAAGAAGAGCGUUUACUUUAUUUGUUUAGUGUCUUCUGUGUUUUCUAGUUCUUUUCUCAUGUCGGGCAGCAAGCUGAUGAGAGCCAUCAGAGUGAGUGAGUUUGGAGCUCCAGCUGUCCUCCAGCUGUGCUCUGGUGUGACUGUUCCUCAGCCUGCACUCAGACAGGUUUUGAUCCAUGUACGUGCCUGUGGAGUCAACCCCGUAGAGACGUACAUCCGCUCUGGAUCUUACGCCCGUAAGCCUUCCCUGCCAUAUACACCGGGUAGUGAUGUGGCUGGAGUGGUGGAAGCUGUUGGAGAGGGAGUCACUAGAGUGAAGAAAGGAGACCGUGUGUUCACCACAGCCACUGAGUCUGGAGGAUAUGCAGAGUUCACUAUAGCUGCUGACGGCUGUGUUCACAAGCUGCCUGCAGCCUUGGACUUCACCCAGGGAGCAGCCAUUGGUAUACCUUACUUCACUGCCUUCAGAGCUCUCGUUCACAAAGCUCAUGUCAAAGCUGGGGAGACCGUCCUCAUUCAUGGUGCCAGCGGAGGGGUGGGUGUAGCGGCCUGCCAGCUGUCCCGAGCUCUGGGUCUCACAGUUUUAGGGACAGCUGGGACAUCAGACGGGAUGAAGCUGGCUCUCAGUAACGGCGCUCAUCUGGCCUUUAAUCACAGAGAGGAGGGCUACACGGACAAAAUCCUGGAGGCCACAGAGGGUGGAGGAGUAGAUGUGAUAGUUGAGAUGCUGUCGAACAAGAACCUGAGCAAAGACCUUCAGAUGCUGGCCUAUGGAGGACGAGUCACAAUCGUUGGCUCCAGAGGUCCCAUAGAGAUCAAUCCCAGAGACACCAUGGCUAAGGAGAGCAGCAUCAUUGGAGUGGCCCUGUUCUUUGCAACACCGGAGGAGGAGAAGGAGUGUGCAGCUCUGCUCUACGCAGGAAUGGAAGCUGGUUGGCUGCGGCCAGUCGUUGGUUCCCAGUAUCCGCUGGACAAAGCUGCUCAGGCCCACCAUGACAUCAUGGAGUCUCCCGGGGCUGCUGGGAAAAUUGUCCUGACUAUGUGAUGGUUAGCAUCAAGUGGAGCUCGGGCUGAGAGUGGAACGUCUCCACACUAACCAUCAGGAUUAGCUUAAUUAUAAAGGUUUUAAUUAAACGAUAAAUGUUGACUCACGUGUAGCACAUAACCAGGUAAAUGAAAGUAAAAUAAAGAAAGUAAGUUUAUAUAUUUCACUUUCAUACCUAAAUGUUUUCCAAAUCUGAUUUAAUUCAAAAUAAAAAUGUUUAAUCUCCAAAUUAA